GCCAUCCUCGCGUUCCUUUAUAAAGCGUCUGUCCUCCAUCCCCAGCCAUUGUUUCACAGUCAGGGUGGUAACAUCACUUUUCUUCUUGUCUCUCUGGAACUCUCGUCCUACCCAACCCGGCCAAGUCGCCGGUUCAUUUUCCUCACUCGGAAACAUAUACCACAGCCGAUACCUUUAUCACACCGAGAGAACACGAGCCUUAGACACCCACCCUUCAUACACCGCUCCUCCCAUCAUGGUUCUCGAGCGCCUUCAGCAGCUGACCCACCAGGUCAAGGCUACAUCGCCUCCUCCCCAUCCUCUAGAUCCCCUCUCAACCGUGGAGAUCGAUACCGCUGUCGCCCUUAUCCGCAAGGAAUAUGGCAAGGUCAACUUCAAUGCGGUCACUCUCUAUGAGCCCCGCAAGGCAGAGAUGAUGGCAUGGCUGGAAAAUCCUCAGAAGGUCCCUCGCCCGACGCGCGCGGCCGACGUUGUUGCUAUUGCACCUGGUGGCAAAGUCUAUGAUGGAGUUGUCAAUCUCGAUGAGAAGAAGAUCGUGAGAUGGGAGCACACACCUGGCGUUCAGCCCUUGAUCACCAUGGAGGACUUGCAGGAGGUCGAGUCCAUUGUUCGCAAAGACCCCAAGGUCAUUGAACAGUGCGAGAUCAUCGGCAUCCCCAAGGAGGAUAUGGACAAGGUUUACUGCGAUCCUUGGACAAUUGGCUACGAUGAGCGUUUCGGUACAGACGUUCGUCUACAGCAGGCGCUCAUGUACUACCGUCCGCAUAUCGACGAUUCCCAAUACACAUAUCCUUUGGACUUCUGUCCCAUUUUCAACGCAGAAACGAAGCAGGUUAUCCACAUCGAUAUUCCCCCGGUACGGAGGCCAAUCAGCAAGGCUCCUCCCAACAACUACCACCCCGCGUCGAUUGAGAAGGAAGGCGGUUACAGGACAGAUGUGAAGCCCAUCCAUAUCACUCAGCCUGAGGGUGUUUCUUUCAGUGUCAAUGGACGCUCUAUCGACUGGCAGAAGUGGAACAUUCACGUUGGUUUCAACUACCGCGAAGGUAUCGUCUUGAACAAUAUCACUUUCAACGAUAACGGCAAUGUUCGUCCUAUUUUCUACCGUCUCUCGCUCGCAGAGAUGGUCGUUCCGUACGGAAACCCGGAGCAUCCUCACCAGCGCAAGCACGCUUUCGACUUGGGCGAGUACGGUGGUGGCUACAUGACCAACAGCCUGUCUCUUGGCUGUGACUGCAAGGGCGCUAUCCACUACAUGGAUGCCGCUUUUGUCAACCGUGCAGGCGCCAGUACAAUUGUCAAGAAUGCCAUAUGUAUUCACGAAGAAGAUGCGGGCAUUCUCUUCAAGCACACUGACUUCCGUGACGAGUCUGUGGUUGUGACUCGUGCUCGGAAGUUGGUCAUUUCCCACAUUUUCACUGCCGCCAACUACGAGUACUGUGUCUACUGGAUCUUCCACCAGGAUGGUACGAUCCAGCUUGACAUCAAGCUGACUGGCAUCCUAAACACCUAUGCUAUGAACCCGGGCGAGGACACCAAGGGCUGGGGUACGGAAGUCUACCCUGGCGUCAACGCACACAACCACCAGCACUUGUUCUGUCUGCGUGUGGACGCCAAUGUCGACGGACCCAACAACACCAUUUUCCAAGUCGAUGCGACUCGUGGCGAGGGAGAGGUCGGAAGCGCCGAAAACAAGUACGGAAACGCAUUCUACGCAAAGAAAACCAAGUUUACCACCCCUCUGGAAGCGAUGUCCGACUAUGACGGCAACACUGGAAGAACCUGGGAAAUCGCCAACACCAACAAGCUGCACCCCUACAGUAAGAAGCCUGUCUGCUACAAGCUAGUCAGCCGUGAAGUUCCCCCCUUGCUUCCCAAGGAAGGUAGCUUGGUCUGGAAGCGGGCUGGCUUCGCAAGACAUGCCGUGCAUGUCACUAAAUACUCCGAUGACCAGAUUCACCCUGCUGGACGCCACGUACCACAGACGUCGGGUGAGCCUUCCCAGGGUCUGCCGGCUUGGAUUGAAGCGGCUGGUGCGAAUUCCUCCAUCGACAACACGGACGUUGUUCUAUGGCACACGUUCGGCUUGACGCACUUCCCUGCCCCUGAGGACUAUCCUAUCAUGCCUGCAGAGCCAAUGACUCUGCUUCUCCGUCCCAGACAUUUCUUCGCUCGGAACCCUGCCUUGGACGUUCCUCCCAGCUUUGCUCGGACGCCAUCUCAGGUAGCAGCUGGCGCUGGAUCGUGCUCUUCUUGCAAGAAGAGCGAUGGCUCUAGCGUUCUGGUCUAAUUUCUUUUCUAUUUUACCUGUCUUGGGGGUCUUGAAUGAUUAUCAUGAUGUCUUUUUGUUUAAAUACCAUGUCGGUUAGCUUUCCAAUACUGAAGUCAUUGCAG
This is a messenger RNA of Aspergillus ibericus CBS 121593, 2394 nucleotides long. Its product is annotated as peroxisomal copper amine oxidase. Gene Ontology annotation, molecular function: copper ion binding; primary methylamine oxidase activity; quinone binding. The transcript has 3 exons. Bases 236 to 2290 code for a protein of 684 amino acids. Gene Ontology annotation, biological process: amine metabolic process. NCBI's taxonomy places the organism in Eukaryota, Fungi, Ascomycota, Eurotiomycetes, Eurotiales, Aspergillaceae. The record is from RefSeq and is a predicted model, not a curated record.